AUGUUGUGUAGCUCAACUGGAAAAAUGAGUGAACAGGGAGAAGUAGAAGUCACCUCUUCCGUCAACCAGUCCUCAGUUACAAACCACACUGAAGUUGACGGUUUGACUAACUGUGAUCAGGUCGGCACUUCAGCCAAUCCCUUCUUUAUAAUUGUCUUCAGUCUGGUGUUUCUGGUGGGUCUCCUCCUCAACAGCUUCAUCAUGAAGUUUUACUUCUGCCGACGUCACCGGCAGACGUCCAGCAGCAUUGUUGUCUACCUGAAGAACCUGGCAGCAGCUGACUUCCUGCUCUGUCUCUGUCUCCCCAUCCGCAUCGCCAACUAUGCCAGCAACACAGUCGCUGUCCGCCUGGUCCAAUGCAACUUUGGCUCCGCCCUCUUCUUCCUCAACAUGUACGCCAGCAUCAUGUUCAUGUGCUACAUUGCUGCUAACAGGUAUCUGAAAAUUGUCCGAGGAACUUCAGGAACUCACAUCCUGCAGACGGUGUGGGCUGCCCACAUUGUCUGCACUGUAACCUGGGUUUUACUUCUGGCCAUGAGUAGCACCUUAAUCAUCCUGUCAUUCCACACCCAGAAACCUUUGACCUCUGUCCCAGUGAACUGUGAAGUCUUACGCAGUGGCCAGCUCAUCUCUUUCCAUAAAGUCAUGCACGCCUGCGCCAUCUCCAUGUUCAUCUUUUUCCUUGUCUCCCUGGUCUUCUUCUACUAUAGUACCUCCCGCAGGGUAUUGCUGGCACAGAGAAGCCAGCCGGCGUCCUCCAGCUCCAAGAAGCUUGUAAAGUCACACAGGAAGAUGUUAGUGCUGGUCUGUGUCUUCUGCUUUUGCUUCGUCCCCUACCACCUGGUUCGCCUUCCCAAAGCUUUCCUGUGGAGAUAUUGUUCAUGGCGCAAGGUUUUAUACUACCUGAUGGAGGUGAGCAUCAUAAUGUCAGUUCUCAACGUCUGUCUGGAUCCACUUCUUUACUUCAUCUUCUGCAAGGCGUUCAGGACCCAGCUUAGCCAGAGACUGGGGUCUAGAAAAUGAUAAUGCAGUGUUAGCUGCCAGUAAUGUCAUACAUUACACGUUGUUUUUUUUGUUUUUUUUUAAUAUAUUGUGGGGGCUAAUAUUGCUAUUCAUAGCUGAAGGCUGACGGGAGAGCGGGGAUGACACGCAGCAAAGGGCGUCCUUGUAAUACAAAAUUGUAACAAAAACUGAUCUUGUAAUCACAAUGUAAUAACUGUAAAUAAUACCUGCAAUGAUACCAAAUUGUGAUAUAAAACUGGUUGUAGCAUAAGAUAACAAGCCUGGCUGUCAACUUCAUGGUAGUGCUAGAGGAAGUCAGAGGAUUCAUUGUCUGAAAACCAGGAAUGUCUGUUCAAAAUGUUGUGCUGAUCCAUCAAGUAUGUUGAGUUUGGCAUUACAGGAAAAAGUCAGGUGAUCA
Dicentrarchus labrax (European seabass) is the source of this 1420-nucleotide messenger RNA. RefSeq names its product P2Y purinoceptor 14-like. Bases 1 to 1023 code for a protein of 340 amino acids. The transcript is spliced from 3 exons. Lineage: Eukaryota; Metazoa; Chordata; Actinopteri; Moronidae. The record is from RefSeq and is a predicted model, not a curated record. Gene Ontology annotation, molecular function: G protein-coupled purinergic nucleotide receptor activity. Gene Ontology annotation, biological process: G protein-coupled receptor signaling pathway. Gene Ontology annotation, cellular component: membrane.